CCCCUUGUCUUUCCAGAGCCCAACUUUGUCGGUUCGUUCGAUAUCGGCGAGUACGUGUACUUUUUCUUCCGCGAGACGGCCGUCGAGUACAUCAACUGUGGCAAGGCAGUGUACUCGCGGAUCGCGCGCGUCUGCAAGAAGGACACCGGCGGCAAGAACAUCCUGAACCAGAACUGGGCCACCUACCUGAAGGCACGCCUCAACUGCAGCAUCGCGGGCGAGUUUCCGUUUUACUUCAACGAAAUUCAGGACGUCUACCAGUUGCCCUCGGACAAGACCAAGUUCUACGCGACCUUUACGACCAGCACAAACGGGCUGGUGGGAUCGGCCGUUUGCAGCUUCGACAUUGGAGAGGUGCACGCAGCGUUUGCAGGCAAAUUCAAGGAGCAAGCCACCUCCAACUCGGCCUGGCUGCCGGUGCUCAACUCGAAGAUUCCAGACCCGCGGCCGGGGACCUGCGUCAACGAUACGUCCACCCUGCCCGACUCGGUGCUCAACUUUAUCCGGUCCCACCCGCUGAUGGACCGGGCCGUCAACCACGAGCACAACAAUCCGGUCUUCUACAAGCGCGACCUCGUCUUCACCAAGCUCGUCGUGGACAAAAUCAAAAUCGACAUCCUGAACCAGGAAUACACGGUGUACUACGUCGGCACGAACGCCGGCCGGAUCUACAAGAUUGUGCACUACCUGUCCAACGGGGAGUCCAAGUCGAAGCUGCUGGACAUCUUCGAGAUUGCCCAGAACGAGGCGAUCCAGGUGAUGGAGAUCAGCCAGUCGCGCAAAUCGCUGUACGUGGCCACCGACUACCGGGUUAAGCAGGUCGACCUGGCGAUGUGCAACCGGCGGUACGACAGCUGCUACCGGUGCGUCAAGGAUCCGUACUGCGGCUGGGACAAGGACACCAACACGUGCAAGCCGUACGAGCUCGGGCUGCUGCAGGACGUUGGCAACGAGACGUACGACAUCUGCGACACGAGCGUCCUCAAGAAGAAGAUCAUCGUCACGUACGGCCAGAGCGUCCACCUGGGCUGCUUCGUCAAGGUGCCGGAGAUACUGAAGGACCAGUCGGUGACCUGGUACCACCACUCGAAGGAGAAGGGCCGCUACGAGAUCAAGUACAACCCGACCAAGUACAUCGAAACGACGGAACGCGGCCUGGUCGUGAUUUCGGUCAACGAAGCCGACGGCGGCCGGUACGACUGCCACCUGGGGGGGUCGCUCCUCUGCAGUUACAACAUCACCGUCGAUGCGCACAGAUGCACUCCGCCGAACAAGAGCAACGACUACCAGAAGAUUUACUCGGACUGGUGCCACGAGUUCGAGAAGUACAAAUCGGCCAUGAAGACCUGGGAGAAGAAGCAAGCGCAAUGCUCAUCCAAGCAAAACUACAGCAAUCAACAUCCUAACGAUGUUUUCCAACGCAAUCCCAACGUCUGAUACCAAGGACCAAACUUUGACACUUCAACAUCGAAUAGCUUGUCCACUACCUUCGGUAGGGUACUACAAUCAACUAAAUGAACUGUGAUACCCUUAAUGAUCCAAUAAUAAGGAGAAAAAAGAGAAACAAGAAAAAACAGAAAAAAGAGAUGUGCUGCGUGCUGUACCGAAAAAAUGAACGAAAAAAUUAACUCAAACAAGAAAAGUAAAUUGUGUAAAACCCACCCCUCUCGUAGUUCAGCCCUGGAACCACGCCGGAAGCAAACAGCAAUCAACCCUGAACUGGAAGCAUGGUGCAAUCGUCCUUUCCUCGAAACGGUGGACACAUUUCUGUUUGAAGAUUCUGUUUCUGGUACAGCGGCAGCAGUGCGUCGGCAACAAAAAAAACUUUAAAAAACCAUUAUUAGCCAAUUCCAACGAGCUUGCGAAAGAUCAUCAUAACACACCCCUUUACCCUUCCCAACCGCUCCCACCCCCUCCCUCCUAUGGCUCCAAGAACUUGUAGAGGUUGUCAUCUUUUUUCAUCUGGACGUCAGUUAGAGCAUCGCGUAGCGGAACUAGACUGUAGAUCGCUUUUAAACCCUCUUCAUCCCGGUGAGAAACAUAACAAAAACAUGUAAAUAUGCACGCCGAAAGUCUUCUGGAAAGGCAUCGUUAGAAUAGGCUAGACUAGACAGAACCAGACAGACAGACGCAACAAAACAAAAACAAGAAAAAAAUGUUAGUGAACCCGUGAGAUUAAGAAUGGCAAAACGAAGCGAAAUCAUUAAAUUUUUGUUUUAAUAUAUAUUAUUUUACUAACAAGCAAAACUAGGUAAGUGAAUAGAUAACAAGCUAGCAUUUUAAAAGAUGAAAGUGAAACAUAAAGAAGGAAAUCACAAACAUACACAGGAAAAGCAAUUCAAUGUCCGCGAAACUUGUGAGUCUCUUCAGCAGGAGCUUCGAGAUUCGCGGGCAAACAAAACAAAAAUGUAACACUUAAGACAAAUCAGUCCGUGAACAUAACGAAAUAAACCAGAGAGAAGUUAUAAAUAAAUCAAUGAAAAAUCAAAACCUAUAACCAGCAUCCCGCAAACACAAACAGCAUACAUUUAUACAAUCAUAUUGAAUCCCGUAAUGCCCCUUUAUAGAGCAAACAUUUCCACAAUCCUACAACAGCAACACAAAAAAACUGCAUUUGAACAGCAAUUGAACAUACAACACGCUUCGAAAAAAAAGAAUCUCCUCGCUCCACUGCAUAAAGUAUCCACAACAACUCCAUCCUAUAUUAUAGCAUCAACAACAAAAGCGAAAAUCAUCAUUAAGAAAUUCUCUCUUCAUUCUUUGAAACACGACAAAAAAAAAAACCACAAAAAUUUCGAAACUCACCAUCACUUUGCGGCGCGGAAACUGUCAGAGAGCGGAAUGAAAGCAGAAAUUUGAUAGACAGCAAACUCUCCGAGGUGGAAGGUGUUUUUGUGUGUGUGGUGUGUUGACCGCGCACGGAUAUGCAAUACGCGCAAACAUAUCACCAAAAAAAAACCGGAAGUAGCAAAUUGAAACUGGCAAGCAAAUGCGAGAAAAAAAAAAAACAAAAAACACAAGAAAAUCGAAAACAAACCCUGAGGCAAAAUAGAAGAAAAAAACAAAUCGAAACCAACACCCCGAGUUUAGUAGGAAUGAAUGUUGUAAAUUUAGGUGAACAAAAGUUUCAGGGUGAAGAAAGAAGAGGAAAGCAAACUAAUGAGGAAGCUGAAGAAAGAAAGAGAGAGAGAGCGAAGAACUUGUACAUAAAGAAAAGUAUUACAUCUAGCUCUAAGUUUUUAUUAGAAGUUUAAGACUGAGAAGUAAGAACAAAAUGUUUUUAAUAUGAUUUCUUUUAAUUGCUUUUUUGUACGUGAAUCUAAUAUGACAAUAAUUGUCACCAAAAUAAAAAAAGGAAA
Molecule: messenger RNA, 3359 nt
Organism: Culex quinquefasciatus (southern house mosquito)
Lineage: Eukaryota; Metazoa; Arthropoda; Insecta; Diptera; Culicidae
Gene: Sema2a
Product: semaphorin-2A
Exons: 8
Biological process (GO): neural crest cell migration; positive regulation of cell migration; semaphorin-plexin signaling pathway
Molecular function (GO): semaphorin receptor binding; chemorepellent activity
Source: RefSeq, a predicted model, not a curated record